AUGAGUGAAGAACUAGUUCAAAACGCUCAAGGACUUUCCUUGGACGAGAACAACGGUGACAAGACUGUUUUGGACUCAGUUGAUGAGUUCAAUGUCAAGCACCCUUUGAACUCCAAAUGGACCUUGUGGUACACCAAGCCUAAGGUCAGUGACAGCGAGGAAUGGUCCGACCUCUUGAGACCCGUCAUCAAGUUCGGUACUGUCGAGGAGUUCUGGGGUAUCUACAACUCUGUCCCAAAGGCAUCUGAUCUGCCCAUCAAGGCUGAUUACCAUUUGUUCAGAGAUGACAUUAGACCAGAGUGGGAAGAUGAACGCAACAGUAAAGGUGGAAGAUGGUCCUACCAGUUCAGAAGAAAGAGAGACGUUGACAUCAACGAGCUCUGGAUUAGAACUCUGUUGAGCGCCGUGGGUGAGACCAUCGAGGAUGAGGAGAAUGAGGUUAAUGGAAUCGUCUUGAACGUGAGAAAGUCCAACUACAGGGUUGGUGUCUGGACCAAGAGCACAAACGCCGACUCCUUGAAAUCCAUUGGCCAGAAGUUGAAGCUUAUUUUGAAGUUGGACGAGAACGACCAUGUCGAGUUCAUUUCUCACGCUGAUUCCUCUGCCCCAGCCUUCAUUGUUUGA
Molecule: messenger RNA, 624 nt
Organism: Kuraishia capsulata CBS 1993
Lineage: Eukaryota; Fungi; Ascomycota; Pichiomycetes; Pichiales; Pichiaceae
Exons: 1
Coding region: 1-624 (207 amino acids)
Biological process (GO): translational initiation
Cellular component (GO): cytoplasm; eukaryotic translation initiation factor 4F complex
Molecular function (GO): RNA 7-methylguanosine cap binding; translation initiation factor activity
Source: RefSeq, a predicted model, not a curated record